Molecule: messenger RNA, 2603 nt
Organism: Malania oleifera
Lineage: Eukaryota; Viridiplantae; Streptophyta; Magnoliopsida; Santalales; Ximeniaceae
Exons: 7
Coding region: 358-2274 (638 amino acids)
Biological process (GO): lipid catabolic process
Source: RefSeq, a predicted model, not a curated record
GUGGACUUUUUUUGUAAUCUCGCAUUCCCCGUCCGUUAACUCCGUUACUGGGCUUUUCUCCGUGUUUCGAAACCCCAUCCUCCUCUUCCUGAUUCUCUUCUUUCGUUGUCUUCUCUCUCUCUCUCUCUCUCUCUCUCUCUCCCUUUCUCUCUCUCUCUGAGUUUCAGUGUGCGCGCGCUAAUAAUCUGUCCUUCAAACUUGUGUAGAAAUUGCACGUUUCGCUAGCUUAUGGUCCUUCAAAUCAUCCGCGGGAAUGCUGUUUUUUGAUGCUGUAAUCGGCUGCAGAUGCUCGACUUCCGCGCCAUCUUUGUUUUGAUGCCCUUAAGACGGUAUUUUUAGUGACUAUCAAGAGAUUUGAUGGCGGCGACGACAAUGGCGACGGCCGCCGGAGCGGCGAUAGUGCUGUACUACGUGUUGGUUCGGAGGUGGUCGGCUAAGGGAGAAGAAGAAGAAGGAGGAGAUGAUCGGACGGGUGAGUACUCGAAAUUGAGUAGAUCUGGGAGGAGGAGGAUUGCCCGGCGGCCAGCUCAGGCGCCUGCAACGUGGUUCGAGACGAUCACCACGUUGUCGGAGACGCUUAGGUUUACGUACUCGGAAACCCUAGGUAAAUGGCCGAUCGGAGACUUGGCUUUCGGCAUUAAUUAUCUCAUGCGGAGGCAGGGUAACUUACAAGUUGCGGGCGUAUAUGCUGGAGGCGAUAGUGUACAGCUAAAAGGCACUGAGAUUAUUGCUGAGUUGAAUAGUUUUUUGAGCUUGUUGACUCUGUGUAUGCUUUUUUCAAAGAAACCAUUUCCAGUAUUCUUGGAAUCUGCUGGCUACUCUCAGGAAGAUGUCCUUCUUCAGAAGCCUAAGGCAGGGCUUCUGAAGCCUGCUUUCACUAUUUUGCGUGAUAAGAAUUCAAAAUGCUUCCUUCUAUUGAUCCGGGGUACUCAUAGCAUCAAAGACACCCUGACAGCGGCAACUGGGACGGUGGUCCCUUUUCACCAUUCAGUUUUAAGUAAUGGUGGGAUAAGUAAUUUAGUUUUAGGAUAUGCGCACUGUGGGAUGGUUGCUGCGGCUCGUUGGAUUGCAAAACUUAGCAGUCCUUGCCUAAUAAAGGCUCUUCAUGAUUUUCCUGACUACAAUAUUAAGAUUGUUGGGCAUUCACUUGGUGGUGGUACCGCUGCGCUAUUAACAUAUAUUCUUCGAGAACAGAUAGAGUUCUCCUCAAGUACCUGUGUCACAUUUGCCCCAGCUGCUUGUAUGACAUGGGAUUUGGCAGAAUCUGGCAAGCACUUCAUAACUACAAUUAUCAAUGGUUCUGACUUGGUACCAACUUUCUCCGCUACCUCUGUUGAUGAUCUUCGCUCUGAGGUCACAGCAUCAUCUUGGUUAAAUGAUUUACGUGAUCAAGUUGAGCGUACAAGAGUUCUAAAUGUUGUUUAUCGUUCUGCAACUGCCCUUGGUUCUCGUCUACCAUCUAUUGCUAGUGCAAGAGCAAGGGUUGCUGGUGCAGGUGUGCUUCUACGGCCCGUUUCCAGCAGCACUCAGGUUGUGAUGAAGCGGGCACAGAAUGUUGCUCAAGCAGUUGUCAAAACUCGCUCGUCUUUGUCGUCAUGGUCAUGCAUGGGUGCACGUCGACGUACUGUAGCUCCAUUAUUGAAUCCCAAAACAGAUGAAAUGCCUGAGGCUUCUUUGAUCUCCGAUGAAGCUCUUGUGGCUGAUGUUGUAAUGAGAGACUCAGAGGUAAACAUGGUGGAAUCUGGUUCAUUGAGCAGUGGAUCCGGACAUGACGACACAGAUGAAGAGGAGGAACUCAUCCCAGUUGAUAGAGUCAUUGCUACAUCUUCCAUUAAGAUUACUGAAGGUGAGCUGUGGUUUGAACUGGAGAAGGAGCUCCAGAGGCAGGAGGAUGAAUCUGAUGUUCAGGUGCAUGAAGAAGAAUUGGCUGCAGCAAAAGAAAUUACGGAGGAGGAGAAUGUGCUGGCUGAUGUGGUCGAAACCAAGAAGUCCACAUCUUCAUCAGAUGUUUCCGAGAGCCUCCGCUUCUAUCCACCAGGCAGAAUCAUGCAUAUUGUUACCACACCUGCAUCUGACACUGAUUCUGCUAAUUCAGGUCACGAUGGUUUUACUGAAGAACAUAUUGGUAUCUACGAGACUCCCAGGGAUUUAUACAGUAAGCUUCGUCUCACAAAAACAAUGAUUAAUGAUCACUAUAUGCCUAUGUAUAAGAAGAUGAUGGAGCUAUUAAUUAGGGAACUGGAAAAUGACGAAGCUUGCAGAUGUGUCAUGUGAAAAGAGAAUGAAAUGAUGUCAAAAUAAUAUAUUGCGUAUGACCCUGCCUAUUUAUACUGAUCUUCUUGUAGUUUAGUAGGGUUCUUGUUCCCCCCGACAGCAAAAGCUAUAUAUAUAUUUUUUUCCUUUACUCUUUUUUUUUUGGGUGGGGGGAUGUUUUGUACGAGAAGAUUAAAAGAAGUGGUUGGGUGCUGAGUUCCUUGGAUGGGAUUAAAUUUAUUGUAGUAAUGAUUCUUUGUGGAUGUAAUCUUCCUUCCAGAAUGUAAAACUGAAACAAAAUUCAUUUUGUAGAAAAGUAUUUUCAACUAGCUAAAACAUUUUGGAAUUCA